GCAGGUGGCCCGGUGAUAGUGACAGUUGGAUUUUGGAUUCUUUCUAUCGACAAGAUUGAUGUUGUCAACAUGGUGUUAAUGAAACAAUUAUUUUCUGAAUAUCAUUUAGAACUAAAUACGUAAUGUCUAAACAUGAGGGUUAUUUUUGCUCUCCGAAAAUUUUGCUUUCGCCUGCUCUGUCUCGGGAAGCAUUAGAAUCCGAGGGAGAAACAAUUAACUAGUCUCCUGAGCUAAGGACCCUCAGUUAGUGAUUUGUUAAAUAGCCCCCGAAGAGAAACUCUAGGUGAACAAAUUUAUGAAUGUUUAUCUCUCUCGGGCUCCUGCGAAGGGACAACAUUUGCGUGUAAAACCAGUGGACUGUUACCCUCUGACGUCACAUUUAGUGUUCAUGUUGCCUCAUGCUGGGAGAAUUUUUGCGCGAAACCGUUUUAUUGUUGGAUGACACGUGACCUCCAAGUGACCAAUGAGAGUGCGUAUUGCAAGAGAAAAAAAAUCCAGGGCCCAGUUGUUCGAAAGAUGAAUAGCACUAUCCGCCUGGCCCAGGUUGCUCGAAGCAUGGUUAGUGCUAACCAGCGUUAAAUACCAUGGAAACGUAUACAUUAUACCUCUUAACCAACGGUUAGCGCUAACCACGCUUCGAGCAACCGGCCCCUGGUAAAUUUCUAUCUAGAGGAUAGUGCAAUUGGUUUCCCGAAUACUUAUCCACUGGAUAGAGAUUUAUCCGAUGGAGCAAAAAAUUGAAAUUAUCUGGGUUAGUAAUCAUCUUUUAAUUUUCAAGGAUUUUACGAUCGACAUAUUACUCCGACAAGAGUGGAUCGACAGAAGACUUUGUCAUAGACUCAAUCAAACCAUUACACUGAACGGCGGAGCUAGAAAAACUAAGAUCUGGAUACCGGAUUCUUAUUUCCUCAACGCCAAAGCCGCCAAAAUGCACAAAGUUACAGCGCCAAAUGUGAUGUUCACGAUAGACCCGUCUGGGAACAUAAAAUACAAUGCAAGGUAACCACAAUUGGAAACUUAUAACACAACGAUGACGAAACGAAAGAUAUCUAUAUAAGCCUUAUUGACCAAGCUUGUUCGGGAAAGAUGGCUAAAUAUGGCCGUCUUUUUUUCUUGCGUUUUUAAGGGCCGAGACGAAGACAAGGUCUAUAAAUAAGACAAAAAAACGGCAAGUUCAAUAUCCAGGCAUCUUUAGCUUGAUCAAUGAAGGGUUUUUAUAUGUGGCCAAUGGAAUUUUUUCGCCUGCGGCUGGGAUCAGAGCGGCAAAACCGAGCGGGAAAGAUAGGGUAACCAAUAAAGACAAAGGAUUUACUCCAUCUUACCCGCUCGGAGAAGAUAUGACACAUGGUUUUUUUGUCGAUGUAAGUAGUCUCGUAAGUUUUUCUAACCCUAAUUUCAAUAAAGUUCAAUAAACCUUGUGUCCUGUGUCGUCUGUGUAAAAAGCGCUCACUAAAACACACCACGGUCACCUCCUAAAGGUAAACAUUAACAAGAAGAACACAAAAAAUCGUUUGGAAUCAGGGAAAUUUUGCUUGUAGAAUCCGGAAUCCAAGUUCCGCUGACGAGGAAUAACCACUCGAGUACCUUAAAUCCAAUAUCCACAGUGUGGAAUCCAGAAUCCAAGACUGUCCUGGAUUAUCUUACACAGGGCUACCCAGAACGUUAGGAACUGAAUAUACUUCUAACUAGUAUAGGUAAAAAAUAAUUCCGUGAAGGUAACUUAGUUAUAUAUAAUUUAUAUUAUAUUAAGGUCCUUACAUUACGUUAGUAAUGCAUAUCUGUGAUUAACAUCUCUACAGGGUAACCACCAAAGCAGCUUGCCAGUUUGACUUAAGGAAGUUUCCAAUCGAUAUCCAGGUCUGCCCACUUAUUCUGGAAAGUUGUAAGUUUCAUUGUUGGAUGCAUCUCCAUCGAUCCUCUACUGGCAGAUGUUGUAACAAUCUUCUCCAACCCAUAAAUAGACAUCAUUUUUGACCAAUAAAGGGAUGCAAAAGCGUACCUAGACCUCAUAAUCACUCAGCCAAAUUUGAAAACCCGCGUUAGGCCUAGUUUACAAAUCAGUCCCACACAAGCAUAAGCCCAAGCAAAUCCCAAAUAUCUAGAUAUCAAAGAUAAUAAUGUGAUUGUGGCAAAACCUGUACAUGUAUAUAGGGCCGUAUCGAGUUCUUAGCCUAUUCUCUAAAUUUCCUUCCACAUAAUCAGUAGCCCCCAUAAGGCUGCAAAGAUGCUAAUUACUAAAUGGAAGCCGUACCUUCUAAUGUUAUUUGCUGUUUUCCAAGAUGGUUACGAUAGUCAGCACAUCAGAUAUAAAUGGGAAGUUUGGGAAGCAAGCGGCAAAAAGUCCUCAUCAUCUGAUAUCCGUGCAACGUCAAACUACGUUUUGAAAAAGACUGAGUUUUUUUCGAAUAUGAACCAGUAUUUUGCAGGUAAGAUCGGGCAGAAUUAAAAUUAAGUUACUUGUUUAAAUUUUGCUUGGAUCGUCAUUCCCGUGUGAAGUAUAAGCUAUUGCUGGUCCCGUCUGAGUCUGAAUGUCCUGGACUAACUUCUCCAGAAUGAUCAACUUAUGUCUUUCAGUCUUCUUCAUGCCAGCCCCUCCAUGGUGUUUUCCAGGUGUUUUUAGGGCGAUUUCUCUUUCUUUUUUUUUACGAAUUCCAUCUCUGAUUUUCUGCUUCGUGAUGAUCUUGGCCAAAUUUAUUCAAUGCACGAACUGAGUUAAAAUAUCAGUUUAGAAACAAAAAUACAGUAAUCCAACAAAUAGCAUCCACAUAUGGCCGCACCAUAAGCACUGUUUAUGGAAUGAGGCGAUACUGGGCGGUUUAUCAACUUGACAUCACAGUUAUUUUAGUUUUGAUUUUCCAAGCACACGAGGAACAACUUAAAAAUGUAUAUACAGCCAAAGUGUCUUUUCUGGCCACUAGUUUUCAAAGUGUAACACUCAUUUUCAGAUUCAGGGGAUCAAUUUAAGUUUCUGAGAAACUGCCCACCUACCCCUCCCCUAAGCCAACAUUUUGCCCUAAGUGAGACGUAAGUGUUAAUGUUAGCUUGGGGAGGGGUAGGUGGGCUUCCCAGGAACCUAAAUUGUUCCCAAUUUUGUACUGGUAACAAACCCGGACUUUUUCUUCCACGCAUGCGCAAAUUGUAUUUAGAGCAGGGCAUUUGAAGGUUUCCAUUUACGAACCGUUACUUCUCCCAGGUAAUUUCUCCGGGGUUCGAGCAGAAUUUACAUUUGAGCGUUCCUGUAGCUACUUCUUAAUCGAAAUGUACGGCAUGAGUGUUGUUCUUGUCGCCAUAUCGUGGAUGGGAUUUCUGGUACCUUUGGACCAAACAGCUGCUCGUAUUGCCUUGGGUAUUACAUCGGUUCUCACGGAGGUUGCUAUCCUAAAUAUUAUGAACAACGCUAUGCCAAAGGUAUGUGAUCAUUUAAAAGAAUCGAACACAAUUAUUUUUUUCCAUUGCCUACGCACUAAUAUGGUUUCCGGAAAUGGCGUUAUACAAUGUUCAAAGUUCAAGUGGAACAACGAGCCUCAGAUGAGUGGUCAGUUUCACUGGAAAUUUUUUCAACAGUUGACUUCUUCCGGAAAAUUGUGCUCGCUGAACGGACUGCGUCAUUUCCAGUGUCUUUACUCUUAUUUACUAAUCUCGACCAAUGAGCUCAUGAGAAAGCUAUAGCUCUCCACCAAUUAACGCUCGAGAAAUCGAUCACUCUUAAAGGCUAUAGCUCUAGACCAGCCUGGCUCUAAACCAAUGACCACUCGAUAAAACGAUUACUCUUGACGGCUAUCCGCUCACUACUAACGAGCGAGCGAGAAAUCAAUCAGUUAUUGUAGAAUUAACAAAUAUACUGUUUGAAUGUUACUGUUAGAGUAAAAAGUAAGUAAUACUAUCGUCUAUGAAAAAUUCUGUGUUAAUAAUUUUUCGAUUUCUUAAAUAUCACCAGGUUAGUUAUAUCAAAUCCAGUGAUAAAUACCUGAUUGGCUGUUUCGUGUUUGUGUUUUUCACACUUAUGGAGUACUGUUUUGUUCUGCUGUUGAAAGCUAGACAGAAGAAUCAUAAAGCAUCUGAAACCUUCAAGGAACAAACGGUAAGGAGCAUUGCAAACUAAGCCUUUCCGCUCAGUUGUUCAUUAUUUACAUGAGAGAAUAGCUAGGGGAAGAGAGCGAAUCCCUGUGCCCCAUGAUAAUUAUUUGAGAUCUAUUUUAGUUCGCGCCCAUGCUAGGUAGGUAAUUUUGUCUGCUUUUCCCCUGACCACGCGAUCUGCUUUCACGUGAAUUAGACAUGUUUCGCCCGACGGCGCGCAGAUCUCGAAAACUGAUCAGUGGUAGGGAGGCAAAUUGUGAAACGGACUUCGGCUCCAGACCUCUCCGCGUGCUUUCACGUUCUCAUAUGCGGUAUCAGCAAACUUUCAGAUUAACCCUGCCCUCUUUGUUCUUUACAGAACUAUAGAGAAAAUACCCUCUUCCAAAUUGAUAAGAGGAACGAAAUGGCAGCCAUAGAGAAUGAAAGCAAAUGCCAGCCUCUUACUUCGCCAUCGGCGUCAACGGACAACUCUGAACCGGUGCCACCUGAGGCAAACACUGGCAAACAACUGACAUGGAUGGAAAAGUAUCUCCUAAAUACCAGAGAAAUGAUUCUGGGAGAAGAUUUUAUGUCGAAUGUCGAUGGAUAUUCCUUCAAGAUAUUCCCAGUUGCUUUCGCUUUGUACAACCUUUAUUAUUGGAUGGAAUUGUCUUGGUAA
Molecule: messenger RNA, 4735 nt
Organism: Porites lobata
Lineage: Eukaryota; Metazoa; Cnidaria; Anthozoa; Scleractinia; Poritidae
Source: the annotation of a GenBank genome assembly